AUGAUGCACGACAGUAGCUCUAGUUCGAACCUGACGAGCAGCAGUGGCUCUAGCGACUCGUCUACUAGCAACCGCGCUGGCAGUGGUGGCGGCGGCGGCGGUGAUAUUGAGAAUGCCAUGGCGGCGCUUCGCGAGAGAAUUCGGAGCCAAGCGGGAUCUCUGCUGAACAACAUUGCGUCUACCGUACAGAAUACGUCCCGCAGUACCAGUGAACCAAUCCUACCAUCUGUCACUACAACAACUACACGUACUACUACUAGCAGUAGUAGUCAAGCACGAACCACUUCAUCAUCAACAGCAGACCAAUCCUUCUUGUCCAUGUUCCGCUUGUCGCAAGAAAACGGUCAAGAUCCACGAGAAAACGGACACAGUCAUUACAAUCGCAAUCAUCAUCGCAAUAAUCGCAAUAGUACACCCAUGAUGCUUCCGGAUUCCUCCCACGAUGAAAUCCAUCUCUUCCACGAUGACGCGCAAAAGGACUCGGUUGUUCUUACGGAAAGUUCCGACGAAUCAUCCUCGAGUCAUGCAGAGCGAUUUCCAUUUCCCUCUUCCAUUACACGAUCCGUCUCUGCUGCUAGUAGCAGUACAGGUACUAGUACUAGUCGCUCUAGUUUCUUUCGAGCGCGCAACAAGGAUGACGAUGACGACUACACAAGCCAAAACAAGGAUAGUAGAAGACCGUGGAAUGAAGAAUAUGAGCAAUCUCAAUCGUGGAAUCAAUCAUGGAAUGACGACUCCAAGGCGUUUCCAUGGGACGAUAACAACUUGAAUACUAAUAAUAAUAAAAAGCCAGACGAGGAAAGCAUCAUCAAUCAUCAUCAUCCAUCCAGCAGCAGCAGCAGUCAACCACCACCACCGUGGAAUAAUAAUAAUGAGGACACGACGGAAAAAACCCAUUCCAGUCGGUCCAGUCGGUCCACCAGCAGCAGACCGUGGAUUGAUGACACGACGUCAAGACCUUGGAUGAAAGACAAUAGUGACAACAACAACAACAACAAUGACGCCAAUGUCAAGCCACGAAGAAAAGUACCCAGUCGGUCUCAAUCCUAUGACCCUUCGCGGUUGUCGAGACCUUGGGACAAUGAUGACAAGCCCCAAGAAAUCCACUCUAGUCGGUCUAGUAGACCGUGGAAUGACAAUGACGACGACAAGCCAGAAGAAAUCACCUCCAGUCGAUCGACAUCGUGGAAUCAAGACAAGACAGAGAAGAGCGCAUCCAAUCUGUCUAGUAGUAGACCGUGGGAGGACGACAAGCAGAAGGAUUCUCCACCGUGGAAUAAUGACAAUGACAACCACAACCACCACCACCACAACCACAAGACCAAGGAUCCUACUAAAAAGGCCACUUCUACUUUCAAAAAGGAACCUCCUCCUCCCAACCUCGAACCAGCCAGUGAUGAUAGCAGCAGUGAUGGAAGUAGUAGUGAUGGAAGUAGUAGUGAUGACGGUAGUGUCGGAGGCAACUAUCCACCUCUGAUGGAACAACAACAAACUGCUGCCAAACACAAACACAAACCAAAGGCUCCCCCAAACAACAACAACAACAACAAUGAUAGUGACAGUGAUGACAGCAGUGUCCAAAUCAAGUUGAUUUCAAAGUCCAAAAAGUAUCCCAUUGUGGAUCUCGAAAAAGUGGUAGAGCACAGUAAUCGAAGUGAAGACGAUGAUGCUAGCUACCCUCCCAUCUUGCACCAGCAGCAAAAGAAAUCAAGUUCCAGCAAAGAUCCAGACAGUGAUAGUGAUGAUAGCAUCCAAAUCAAGCUGAUUUCAAAGCCCAAAAAGUAUCCCAUUGUCGACCUUGAAAAGGUGGUGGAACACAGCAACCGCAGUGAUGAUGAUGACGCUAGCUACCCGCCGGUCUUACAGCAGCACAAAUCAAGUUCCAGCAAAGAUCCAGACAGUGACAGUGAUGACAGCUUCCAAAUCAAGCUGAUCUCAAAGCCGAAAAAGUACCCCAUUGUCGAUCUUGAAAAAGUGAUAGAGCACAGCAAUCGAAGUGAGGAUGAUGACGAUGCUAGCUAUCCUCCAAAGUUGGAGCAAAGCAAAUCAAUCCAAAAAUCAAGUCUCAAAGUUCCGUCCAACAGUAGUGGUGACAACUUGAAAACGUCGACCAACCAAUGGGAAUUUUCGGUUGCGGAUUUUCAGAAUCAUCCAAGUGGCAACGAUAGUAGUGAAGAGGAGGAACCGGUUGUGGUAAAAAAGGCGGUAGCAAAGAGGAAAUCUUCCGUCAUGUUCAAACUUCCCGACGAUUUCACCGAUUCCGACGACGACGACGAUAAGGAUGCCAAGCUCAAAUCAAUGAUGCUCAAAAAACCACCGAUUCGUCCAUCCAUUCCUCGGCCAUCACUGGCUAGCUUCAAAUCCUCAGACAGUAAUGAUGACAACAACAACAACAACAACAAAAGCAACAGCUACGAUGAUUUCGGUCUACAAAAUGUCAGAGAAAAAGUCAGAUGCGGCAAUGAUUCCAAAAUUGGACUUGUCCUCUGCUUUUUGAUUCCGCUCGUCUGGGCUGCUCUUGUCCCCCUUGCGUUGAUCUACAGUAACAAAGUCGAGACGGUGGCUCCUUCGAUUGCACCCACGGGGGCUCCCACCGGCAUGCCCACCAUACUCCCCACAACCAAUCCACCCACUCCGCUCCCGCCUCUGUUUGCCAUUCUACCGGCAUACACCGAACAAGCCCUGUCUUUACCAAAUUCUCCACAAAGCAAAGCACUCCAAUGGCUGGUCGAAGAUCCUCUUUUUAGCACGUAUGAUGUGGCACGACAAGCACAACGAUUUGCAUUGGCGACAUUCUACUAUGCCACCAAGGGCGAGAACUGGACGCUAAACAACAAUUGGCUCUCUGUGGAGUAUGGAAUGCACGAGUGCUUUUGGUAUGCCCAAACCAAUGUCUGCAAUGGUCUACAGGAAUACACCGUGCUGGAACUCAAUGACAACAACUUGGAAGGAGUCCUGCCUCGAGAAAUAUCCAUGUUGACUGCCCUGCAACAGAUCCAUUUGCAAGAGAACAAGAUUAUGGGAAGUAUCCCUUCCACGGUGGCACAGCUCAUGGACAUGCAAGUCUUGGAUCUGCAAGACAAUUUCAUCACGGGACCCAUUCCCACAGAACUUGGCCUCAUGACUGGGUUGCAACAGCUUUGGUUGAAUGGAACUCGUGGAGACAGCAUGCCCCGGGUAGCUGGCAUUCCUUCCGAAUUGGGACUCUUGACAGAGCUAGAACAGCUCCAUCUAGCAAGGAACAAAUUGAAUGGCAAGGUUCCCUCGGAACUUGGCUUGUUGCCCAAGUUGGAUUGGUUGUCAUUGCGUCACAAUAUGCUGACGGGGGUCAUUCCGGAGGAACUUUCGUUGCUUCCAAAAUUGAGUUGGAUGGAUCUGGCAGAGAAUUGGUUCCGGGGGAACAUUCCGUCCAAUUUGGGGUUGCUCAACAAUACACUUCGAAUCUUGCAGUUGGAGUACAAUUCCCUUUCCGGCACAAUUCCUUUUGGUUUGAAUCGAUUGACGAGUGUGCAGCAUGUGUGGUUGCAGGAGAAUCUGCUGACCGGGUAUCUCCCGGUUGGACUGUGCUAUUUCAAACGAAUCGGCAAGGUGCAAACAAUAUGGGUCGACUGCGACGAGGUAACGUGCGACUGCAACUGUCUAUGUGUCACCCAAGAAGAAGUGUUAGACGAAGCCACUGCAGCUCAGUCCAGGGGGCAUGGGUCGUGA
This is a messenger RNA of Seminavis robusta, 3708 nucleotides long. The record is from the annotation of a GenBank genome assembly. Lineage: Eukaryota; Bacillariophyta; Bacillariophyceae; Naviculales; Naviculaceae.